AUGGAACCACUAGAUGGUGCACCACCAGCCAUUGCUAUUGUUGGAAUAGGUCUGAAGCUCCCUGGCGGUAUCACAACGACUAAUGAGUACUGGGAUCUCCUCAUAAAUAAGAGAAACACACGACGACAGGUACCUGCGAAUCGAUAUGGAGCACACGCCUUCGAGAGCCAGCUGGGAACGCCUGGUACGUUGAAAAGUACAUACGGACACUAUUUAGACCGCGAUCUGGAGAAAUGGGACGCAUCAUUCUUUUCCAUGAGCAAAGCCGAAGUCGAGAAGCUUGAUCCGCAACACAAGCUGCUACUGGAAGUGAUUUGGGAAUGCAUGGAGAAUGGCGGACAAAAGAAUUGGCGCGGCCGCAACAUUGGCUGUUAUGUCGGCGUCUUUGGUGAAGAUUGGCUGGAUCUAUACGCCAAAGACCCUCAGCAUCUCGGUACGCACCGAAUCUUAACUGGAGGGGAUUUCGCAUUGUCCAACCGCGCGUCUUAUGAGUAUGACUUGAAGGGUCCUAGCAUGACCAUUCGCACUGCGUGCUCAUCCUCGCUUGUUGCACUCCACGAGGCCUGUCAAGCCAUUUAUACGGGCGAGUGUGAGUCUGCAGUCGUUGCUGGGACCAGUCUAUUCCUGUCGCCAACUAUGACAAUUGCCUUAUCCGAACAGGGAGUCCUCUCACCAACGGGCUCAUCAAUCAAUGCAAUCUUCAUCAAGAAGCUUGAAGAUGCUAUUCGUGAUGGUGAUCCGAUUCGAGGCGUCAUCAGAGCUACAGCCACAAAUUUUGACGGUAAGACUGUUGGUAUUACAAAUCCUAACCAGGAGGCACAUGUAGCUCUCAUGCGUCGUGCUUAUAGCGUAGCCAAGAUAUCCAAUAUUAGUGAUACAGCAUUUGUGGAAUGUCAUGGAACUGGUACAUCAGUCGGAGAUCCGAUGGAAACAGGGGCGGUAGGCCAAUUCUUUGGCAACCAUGGUAUUUAUAUUGGAUCAGUGAAACCCAACAUUGGCCACGGUGAGGGUGCAUCUGGUUUGAACAGCUUGAUCAAGGCUGUCUUGUCUCUGGAACAUGAGACAAUCCCACCACAGGUCAACUUUUCCGAGCCUAGUCCCAAAAUCAAAUGGGAUAAAUAUCAUUUCAGAGUCCCAACAGAGCCAACUCCAUGGCCAAAGGACCGCCUAAAGCGUGUAUCUGUGAAUUGCUUCGGUGUGGGAGGUGCCAACGCUCAUGUUAUUGUUGAUUCAGCAAGGCCAUACGUCUCACAAAAAGAAAAGAUUAAUGCCGCUCUCCCACAACUACUGGUCGUUUCCGCCCACCAGUCUGAUUCAUUAAAACAAAGAGCGGCUGAGAUAUUCAGUUAUGCUAAACAACAUCCAGAUCGGCUGCCAGACCUUUCAUACACUCUGGGAGAGAGAAGAGAAGACUUAGGCCAGCGAGCCUUUGCUAUUUAUGAUGGCGUGAACCCUCCCGAGCUCUCCCCCAUAGUCAAGCACAAGGGCCCCCCUCAAGUCAACUUCGUCUUUACUGGACAAGGGGCUCAGUGGGCAGGAAUGGGUGCCGACCUUCUGGAACAGUAUUCAUCAUUUCAAAGUGACAUACGAAAAAUGGAUGAUACUCUUAAGAAACUGUCACAUCCUCCACAAUGGACAAUAGAAGAAGAGCUCAAAAGACCCCAUGGAGAAAGCAAGAUUCAACAACCAGAAUUUUCGCAGCCAAUAUGCACAGCUCUUCAAAUAGGUCUCGUCAAUCUCAUCAAAGGAUGGGGCGUUAUCCCUAUGGCUGUGGUCGGCCACUCCAGCGGCGAGAUGGGCGCUGCCUAUGCAGCUGGUGCUUUGACUCUCGAAUCAGCCAUCAUAAUCGCUUACUAUCGCGGCCAAGUCACACAACAUCAUGGGCGAGUUGGUGCUAUGGCAGCCGUCGGCCUCGGUCGCGAAGACGUCACGACCUAUCUUCAGGAUGGGGUUGUGAUGGCGUGUGAGAACAGCCCCAAGAGUGUUACUUUGUCGGGAGACGUGGAUCGUCUAGAUGAGGUGAUUUCUAGUAUCAAAAAAGACAUACCCGACUGCUUUACUCGUAAGCUGAGAGUUGAAAGAGCUUACCAUUCACAUCACAUGUGUGAGAUUGGCGAUAUAUACGAGAAGUUACUUGAUGGCCUCGUAAAAGAUGCAAAGCCCGCCGUGCCAUUCUUCUCCAGCGUCAACAAAAAGCAGAUCAAGAGAGCUGGCCAGCUGGGGCCAUCGUACUGGAGACAAAAUUUAGAUAAUCCAGUCUUGUUUUCGCCAGCAGUUCAGCUUAUGAUGCACUCUGCUACUAGAAACACAGUCUAUCUUGAGAUAGGCCCCCAUGCCGCUCUCUCUGGCCCGCUUCGAGAUAUAUUCAAGUCUAUCCACAUGUCCCAUACAUCAACUUACAUUCCGACACUGAUUAGAGAUGAAAAUGGACCUAAAUCCAUCCUCAGCUCACUUGGGCGUCUAUACCAAGAGGCUGUCCCGGUUAACAUUGCGGCCACAACGGUAGGCCGUACUGUGCUAACAGACCUUCCCAAUUACGCCUGGCAGCAUGAUACCGUAUGCUGGUAUGAAAGUCGAGUCUCACGGGAAUGGCGUCUUCGAAAAUUUCCUCCUCACGAACUCCUUGGAAACCGCAUUCUCGAAUCUGAUGAUUUGGAGCCUUCUUGGAGAAACAUUUUCCGGUUGGAUAAUGUUCCUUGGGCUAGGGAUCAUAAGAUUCAAGAUGAUAUUGUUCUACCUGCUGCAGCUUAUAUCGCAAUGGCCAUUGAGGCUGUAAGACAGCUUAAUGAUGGCGGUAAAACGGAUGCGUCUCUAAGACAGGUGGACAUCCAAAAUGCCUUGGUAUUAAAGGAACAACAAGUACACGAAAUUGUUACACAUCUUCGACCAGUUCGUCUUACCUCAAAGCUUAAUUCAGCUUGGUACGAAUUCUCCAUUUCAUCGUUCAACGGCACCUCCUGGACGAAACACAGCACUGGCAAAGUCCGGGCAGGAAAGGAAAUUGGUGCUGGCUCCGAAGAUGUCGGAGGACAACCGCGUCAAGUUUCCACUGCCGGAUGGUACCGCAUCAUGAAGAAAGUUGGAUUGAAUUACGGCCCUGAAUUCCAGGGCUUAUCCGACAUUUCAGCCUACCCAGGGCGGAAUACCGCUGCUGCUACUAUCAAGAAUCGCGAUCCAACAAUAGGUCCCUACUAUCCUUUGCACCCCAGUAUUAUCGAUCUGGUACUCCAAGCUUUUACCGUAGCGAUUGCCGAUGGGCUAACUCGCCGACUAAAACAGCUUUGUGUGCCAACUUAUAUCGAUGAGUUAUAUAUAAACAAUGGUCAGCCAGAGAUGCGCCUCGGCACGGCUGCAGUAUCAAGCGCAACGGGAGCAAUUCGCGGCUCUGCAACCAUCAUGGCAGAUAAUGAAUUAAUUUUGAGUCUAAGAAACGGGGAGUUUAGUCCUCUAGAGAGUGGCGAUACAGAUGAAGCUUUUCCGCUACCCGCUGCCCACUUACACUGGAAACCCCAUGUUGAUUUCAUUGCUCCAAAUAACCUCAUUCAAUCAGUUCGUUCGCCUCCAGGCGAAGUGGCUACAGUUGAAAAGUUAGCUCUUUUAUACCAAUUAGACGUGCUUCGACGUUUCGAACGGCUUUCACCCCCUGCCCAUCUGGCACACUUUCACAAAUGGCUCCUUAAGCAACGUACAAAGGCUCUCAACGGGAAGUACGAGCAUGUGUCUGAUUGCACACGUCUCGCUCGCCUCAACUCAAAGAAAGCCAAAGCAGAGAUAGAAGCUACAAAGAAGCUCCUUCUACACACUAGCUGCGCCAAAAUCUCUCUGCUUCUUAGUCGACUGGCUGCAGCAGCUGAGGCAAUCUUUAAGGGCGAAGAGAACGCCGAUGACUUACUCAAGCAAGACCCGGGAUUUGAUGACUUGUGCGGGUUUAUCAGUGGGAAGAGUGAUUUCUCAGUGUUGCUUGGCUCUCUGGCUCAUGCCUAUCCAACGAUGAGAGUAUUGGAGCUGGGAUCCGGGUCCAUAUGUACCACUCCUAAGGCUGUAAAAGCCCUCAUCAACUCAGCCGGCGAGCGCAGUUACAGCAAAUACAUCUACACAGCCCAAAGCGAAGAAAUUCUCCAGCUUGCCCGUAAGGGACUGGAGGGAUAUGACAAUAUCGAGUACAAGAUCCUGGAUAUCUCCAAGGACCCUAAAUCACAAGACUUUGACCUUUCUUUAUUCGAUCUUAUCAUAGCCAACAGAACCCUUCAUUUGUCUUCUCAUAUUCAAGAUACCCUUCAAAAUGUUCAUAAACUCAUAAAACCAAAUGGUCGAUUACUUAUCCAAGAAUUGUCACCUAGUGCGAAUUUUUAUAAAUUCAUAAUGGGAUUCACUCCACAGUGGUGGAAAGAUAUGGCAGAUGAUCGCAUUGACGAGCGCCUGUGUGAGGCACACCAAUGGCAUGAGAUUCUCAUGGAUACUGGGUUCUCGGGGAGCGAAGGCCUAAUUAUGGACGAUGACCAUAUUACCGCGAAUAUUCUCACAAGCGUAACUGCUCCUAUUCGCGAGCCUGGAAAGCUCACUCUCCUUGGGCAUCUCAAUUCCCGGGAUCACACAUAUGCUCUUUCUGAGUUACUUAGUGAGCAAGGCUAUGAGGUCGAAUUCCGUACUCUUACACAAGAGCCUGAUCCGGAGGCAGAUGUCAUCUCCCUCUUAGACCUCCAUGACACAAUGUUCUUUGAGAUGACUGAAGAUACUUUUGCUGCAUGGCAGAACUAUAUUGGCAAGUUUCCUGCUGAAAGGGGGCUAUUAUGGGUAACUGGCCACGCUCAGGUCGGGUCACAAGACCCUCGAUACGCGACUACCAUUGGAGCAACUCGCAAUAUUAGAUCUGAGCUCUCCCUAGACUUUGCUACAUUAGAGAUGGACUUAACAAAUUUCGACGCCGAAAGUGUUCUAUAUGUUUUCCACAAAUUCUGCAACAGAGUCAAGAACGAUGAAUUUGAUCCUGAUUGGGAGUACGCAAUUGUUAAUGGAAGAGUCAUGAUCCCGCGAUACCAGUGGAUAGAUAUCACAGAACAUAUGGGAGAAGCGCCAUCUACAAAGUUCAACUCCCCCAAAAAGCUCGAAAUUGCUCGCCUGGGUCAACUCCAAACGCUACAAUGGGUAGAGAAUGAAGCAGUCACUAUUCAAGGUGAUCAGGUUGAGAUUGAACCCCGAGCAGUCGGUAUGAACUUCAAGGAUAUUCUUGUUGCCAUGGGAAUUGUUGAAGGCUACAAGCCUGGCCUCGGGAUAGAGUGUUCCGGCGUCGUCCGUAAAGUUGGCAAAAAUGUCAAAGGUCUCUCCUCUGGCGAUCGAGGCAUGUCAGUUCUCGUCCAUUCCGCCUGUGGUGGAGUUGGUAUUGCGGCACUUAACAUUUGUAAAAUGAUAGGCGCCGUGAUAUACGCGACUGUUGGUAAUGCUGAGAAAGUCCAGUAUCUGAUAGAUAACUUUGGGAUUCCUCGCGAGCACAUCUUCAACUCUCGUGAUGCUUCAUUCUACGGCGAGCUUAUGGCCGUCACAAAAGGGCAAGGAGCCGAUCUAGUGCUUAACUCUUUGUCAGGAGAAUUGUUGCACAUGUCGUGGAAAUGCGUUGCUCCUUUUGGCAAAAUGCUAGAGAUUGGAAAACGCGACUUCAUCGGCAGGGGGCAACUUGGGAUGGAAAUAUUCGAGUCUAAUCGCUCAUUUCAUGGCAUUGACAUGUCGCAAAUGGCCGUUGAAAGGCCAGAUAUGUGUAAGAAAAUUCUACAACAAUUCAACAAGUAUUAUGAGAAGGGCGUUAUCAAGCCUAUCACGCCUAUAAAGUCAUUUCAGGCCACGGAUAUCAUCGAGGCUUUCCGAUACAUGCAGAAGGGGCAGCACAUCGGCAAGAUUGUUGUGUCUAUGCCAACAGACCCAUCAGAUCUCCAAGCGGCGACAAAACUUCGAAGUAUAAAGUUCAAAAAUGACAGAACAUAUCUGCUAGUUGGAGGUCUCGGCGGCUUGGGCAAAUCUGUCUCCAAUUGGAUGGUAGAGAAUGGCGCCCGUCACAUAAUGUACUUGUCACGAUCCGCUGGAGAUUCCAAACAAGAUAAGAGGUUUUUUCAGGAGAUUGAAGCACAAGGGUGUUCAGUCCAGGCCAUCAAGGGGAGUGUCACACUCUUGCAUGAUGUUUAUCGGGCGGUGGAACAGGCGACAAUGCCAAUUGCAGGCGUUUUCUUAAUGACCAUGGUUCUAAGGGACCGCUGUAUUCUGCAGCUUUCUCACGAUGACUGGUUUACAGCCGCCGGACCCAAAGUGGACGGCGCCAUCAACCUCCAUCAAGCUUUGGAACACUGCGAUUUGGACUUUUUCACCCUAUUCAGCUCCAUCUCCUAUGUAGUAGGCCAAGUGGGCCAGGCAAACUACUCAGCAGCCAAUGCUUAUCUGACGGCGUUUGCUCAAUUUCGUCACCAGCAGGGCUUGCCUGCCGGUGUGGUGAAUGUAGGUGUUGUGGACGACGUUGGAUAUGUGGUUGAGAACCCAGCUCUCCUGGAGCAGUUUCGUGCUCUGAGCUUCUACACGAUGGGAGAAACUGAUCUUCACGAUGCCCUCGCUUAUACAAUGUCUCAUCAACAUCCAUCAGCAUCCUCUUCGGACGAUGGUUUCUUCAACCCAGCGGAGCUCGCCGUUGGCCUCAAGAGCACGAAGCCGCUCUCUGAUCCCAACAAUCGCUCUAUAUGGAGGCGCGACCGACGCAUGGCCCAAGCACAUCUCCAAGAUGCUGGUGCAAUUUCUGAUUCUUCGGCCGGAUCCGAGGACUUUGGCCAUUUUAUGAAGAGCGUCAAUACUAGCCCCUCGCUGCUUGAUACACCGAGCAACCUCGACUUUCUGACUGCUCAGAUUGGCAUGUGCAUUUACAACCUGAUGUCACGAGACGUCAAGGAUCUAGACCUCGGCCUGAGUUUGACCCAGCUGGGGGUUGACUCGCUUGUUGCCAUUGAGAUUCGUAAUUGGUGGCGCCGUACGCUUGGAGUCAACCUCAGCGUACUUGAGUUUAUGAGUGCUGGAAGCAUUGCCAACUUGGGCAAGUUGGCUGCCAAGGCCAUUAAGGAAACCUACAGAGCCGCAUAG
Trichoderma virens Gv29-8 is the source of this 7110-nucleotide messenger RNA. RefSeq names its product putative polyketide synthase. The record is from RefSeq and is a predicted model, not a curated record. NCBI's taxonomy places the organism in Eukaryota, Fungi, Ascomycota, Sordariomycetes, Hypocreales, Hypocreaceae. The coding region runs from base 1 to 7110 and encodes 2369 amino acids. The transcript has 8 exons. Gene Ontology annotation, biological process: fatty acid biosynthetic process; secondary metabolite biosynthetic process. Gene Ontology annotation, molecular function: phosphopantetheine binding; fatty acid synthase activity; oxidoreductase activity.